AAGAGGACAGCAGCGCCUCAAGGAGCCACGCAGCUAGCCUCCUCCAUGCGCGAGUCACACGGCUGAAGUGUUCGCGAAACCAACCGGAGAGAACGUUUUUUUUUGUCUCCUCUGUUUGAGGACCACGGUACACUACGUGAAUGGCGGGGACCGACGCGGUUAUGGCGACAUCCAGCCCCUGUGUUGUGAUUGGUGAUGACGAGCAGGGAUAUGAUCUGGACCUUUUCUGCAUACCAAAGCACUACGCAUCCGACCUGGACAGGGUCUACAUCCCUCAUGGACUCAUCUUGGACAGGACUGAGAGGCUUGCCAGAGAUAUCAUGAAGGAAAUGGGGGGGCACCACAUCGUGGCCCUCUGUGUGCUCAAAGGCGGCUACAAGUUCUUCGCGGACCUCCUCGACUACAUCAAGGCCCUGAACCGGAACAGCGACCGCUCCAUCCCGAUGACGGUGGACUUCAUCCGCCUCAAGAGCUACUGCAACGACCAGUCGACUGGAGAGAUCAAAGUGAUCGGUGGAGAUGACCUCUCCACUCUGACGGGCAAGAACGUCUUGAUCGUGGAGGACAUCAUCGACACGGGCAAGACGAUGAAGACGUUAUUGGAACUCCUCCAACAGUACAAACCCAAAAUGGUUAAAGUAGCGAGUCUGUUGGUGAAGAGAACACCGAGAAGCGUUGGCUACCGACCCGACUUUGUAGGAUUCGAGGUGCCGGACAAAUUCGUGGUGGGGUACGCACUAGACUACAACGAGUACUUUAGAGAUCUCAACCAUAUCUGCGUCAUUAGUGAAUCGGGGAAGGAGAAGUACAAGGCAUGAAGAGCACUUCGUAUUGAUUUUUAACACAUGGUUUAACCCCCACCCCCUCCCUCCUUUUUGUGCUGUCUAUUAGAUAAUGAAUCGCCUCACAUUUGUGUUGUAAAGACACUUGGCCUGCUCAGGUUCCCUGAGGACACUGCUGACUUGAUCCCUCUGUUUUAGCAAACACAAACACACACUCACACACACACACUUACGCUAGAUGUAACCUUUUGAGAAAAGUGAUUGCCUUCGAUGGGAACAGCAUGGAGCUGAGCUUUACCUGAAAUUAGUAUAAUCCUUCUAUGCCCCCCACACUGAUUCAUAAUUUUUUUAAAGCAAUGAUGUAAUUUAUUUUGUUCAAAACAACGCUGCUAGUUUUAAGGAUAAUAUCACAAUUGUUGUGCCACAUUGAUUCGACAACCUCUUUUUUUUUGUAAUUCUACUUUCACCGUGAACUAUUAAUGGCUUUUUACUUAUAUGGAUGAUUUCUUUUUACAUUUUCUUGACAUCUGUAUGUGUAUUUUGGGGCAAAACAUUUCUGUGCGAUAAGAUCUCCUUAAGGACUUUUUGACGAUUUGAUUAAGCCGAAUAAUCCUCUUAUUUAUGAGAAUUAAUAUCAACUUUGUCUUUUUAUGUUCCACAAAGAAAUUGGAUGCAUGAAUGCCUUGUUCACACAUAGAUCUCACUUAUGCUGGAAAAUAUGUAUAGUGUGCAGAUGUGUAAAUGUUCAAUUGAUACCUAGACUGGUUUAAAGUCAUCCAAUCAUAUUACAAAUAAUUAAUCUGUAUUUACCUGUCAUUAACUCAGAAACAAGUUGAAUAGCUGUUUUUGUUUUCACAUUUCUACGAUAUAAAACGCUCAUUUAAUGAAGCCAUCACUGUAAACUAGUGUCAACUGGAUUUUGCAAUACCGGCCAUUAAAUGUUCACACGCCUCCUCUGACUACUGGAUUUCAGCACAUGAUGUGUAUGCAAUAUAACACCAAAUACUUGUUACAUUUAAAUAAUUGUUGGCUAAUCGUUGUAUAGGAAGUACUUGUGAAUGCAGUGGUGAUACAGAAAAGAUAAAUUACUUCUUCCCCCACCCCCAAAAAAACGUUUUACAGUUGACUGUAAAUAAAUACUGGUUAAAUGCCA
Molecule: messenger RNA, 1935 nt
Organism: Pseudoliparis swirei
Lineage: Eukaryota; Metazoa; Chordata; Actinopteri; Perciformes; Liparidae
Gene: hprt1
Product: hypoxanthine phosphoribosyltransferase 1
Exons: 9
Coding region: 141-818 (225 amino acids)
Biological process (GO): hypoxanthine metabolic process; GMP salvage; guanine salvage
Molecular function (GO): magnesium ion binding; hypoxanthine phosphoribosyltransferase activity
Source: RefSeq, a predicted model, not a curated record